Spirodela intermedia is the source of this 632-nucleotide messenger RNA. NCBI's taxonomy places the organism in Eukaryota, Viridiplantae, Streptophyta, Magnoliopsida, Alismatales, Araceae. The record is from the annotation of a GenBank genome assembly.
AUGGGCGAAGGAAACAAGGAUAUGCCCCAUGGCGUGGUGAUAAACGGCGAGGAGGAGGACGAGGAGCUGUUCGGGCCGGUCUCGUCGUCCAGCGGUUCUGAGGACUCGCUCGGCUCCUCGACGUCGUCGGACCUCACCGACGACGCCUCCUCCUCGUCGCCAUCGGGCUCUCCCCCGCCGCCGUCGUCGGACCAGCUCGGGCCACUCUUCGGGCUGUCCUCCCUCAUGACCCAUCUCCCCGCCAAGUGAGUAUUCCCCUCCAUAUACCCAUCUAUCUCUGGCCAUGACGUCCUUCCGCUUACAACGAUUCCUCUGGCUGUCGCAGGCGAGGGCUCUCCAAUUAUUUCUCCGGCAAGUCCCAGUCCUUCACCUCCUUUUCGAGCGUGAGAUGCGUGGAGGACCUCGCCAAGAAGGAGAUUCCCUUCAGGAGGAAGAUGAAGCCGUGCAAGAGCUACGGCGGCAUAGCCGAUUUGAGUAAUAGAUCGUCGCACUUCGCGCCAGGGCCUUGCAGCAAGGCCAUAUCGAAGAAGAACUCGAGGAGUUCUUGCGCUUCCCUGGCCACCAGGAGAAUUAACAGCGGCUCCUUUUGUAGCCCCAAACCGCCGCUGAUUCCUAUACAGAAAAACAUGUAA